AUGUCCGUGGCUCCCGUAAAGUUCGACAUAGAAACGUUCCGUGAACCGACAAAUCCAUCACAAUCAUCACACCCCACAGCCCGGCCUACCCCUCCUCGUGGGAACGAUCCACCUAUUCCUAGUCAGACACGUCCACCUUUAUACUCCGACAGAUCAUACUUUGUUCCUCCAUAUCAACCUUCAAUACAGAAUCCAUUCAGUCCACAAUCGCGACCGCCUACACAGCCACCACAACCAUUUAUACCGUCUAGCUUCAACACACAACCGCAAAAUGUUAUGAUAACCGAUAACACAAAAUUACAACAUAGUUGCCCUAACUGCGGGCAUAUUAUAAUCUGUAAUAGGAACGUUGCGCCAGUAGUCGAAGAUGUAGGGCCACGCGAGAAGAGGUAUCAUGAACCAGUAAUACUCAAUGCGGCCCGGGCCUCACGGCAAGAAAAGGCACGUCGAAACACACUAUCCUGGCGUCCUCAAUCACGAUUACGACGUUCAGACGGAGACGAAUUACCACAAGAGACAUUAGAUGACCUCCUAGAAGCAGCAAAAGAAGACUCUCGUCGAAGAACAAUGGGUGAUGGAAAUUAUAGGGACGACUUGGCAGGCGAACAAAACGAUAUGACCUUUGGCGCUGGUGUCGGUGGAGGGUUUGGUGACACUAUGUUUGGAAGAAUAGAUAGCAGUACUGGAACAAUCAAUAGAUUUGCGACGCGACCGUUCAGGGACACGAUGAUGGGAACGGACGCUGGAACAUCGACUGCUGCUCCGCCGGUUGCAGAUUCAUCCACGAAAGUUCCUGGACUGUCAGGAACUACAAGCACUCAGAGCAGUUUUGUGUCAGCUACGGGUAGUGACACCGACUUGAGAGAGCUACAACAAAAGGAAACUCAAGUGAUCAAAUUGCCACCAGUUCCUGAGAAUGAUCCUACAUUCGGAUAUAAGAAACUGAAUGUGGUUAAUGGCAUGCCAAGGAAAUCAACAAUAGAGAUGAAAAAGCCAUUACCAAAUCCCAUUCCAAUGGAAGAUGACAGUACAAGUGCUGAGAAAGGUGUUUGGUCACGACUUUGGGGCUGGGGCUGA
Paraglomus brasilianum is the source of this 1077-nucleotide messenger RNA. The record is from the annotation of a GenBank genome assembly. NCBI's taxonomy places the organism in Eukaryota, Fungi, Glomeromycota, Glomeromycetes, Paraglomerales, Paraglomeraceae.